This is a messenger RNA of Rhodamnia argentea, 1128 nucleotides long. RefSeq lists its product as uncharacterized. NCBI's taxonomy places the organism in Eukaryota, Viridiplantae, Streptophyta, Magnoliopsida, Myrtales, Myrtaceae. The coding region runs from base 1 to 1128 and encodes 375 amino acids. The transcript has a single exon. The record is from RefSeq and is a predicted model, not a curated record.
AUGGUCUUAAGCAAUCUCCUCGUGCAUGGUUUGGUCGUUUCAACUGAUGCGGUUGUCUCUUUUGGCAUGCAUCGGUGCGGUGUGGAUCACUCAGUAUUUAGUAUGUCAUCUUUACAAGGAUGUGUUAUUCUUGUUGUUUAUGUUGAUGAUAUCAUUGUCACGGGAAGUGAUGUUGAAGGUAUACAACGACUCAAGCAAUUUCUACGGAAGGAGUUUAGCACUAAAGAUCUAGGUUGUCUUCGAUAUUUUCUUGGCAUCGAAGUUGCAUAUGCUAAUGGUAGCAUUGCUCUCUCCCAACGAAAAUAUACUCUUGAUAUUCUUAAGGAGGUCGGUUUACAUGAUGCUAAACCCGGUGACACACCUAUGGAUCCUGGAGUAAGAUUUGAUAAUGAACACGGAGAACUUCUUCGUGAUGCAGAGAAGUAUCGCCGAUUAGUGGGCAAGUUAAACUAUCUCACCAUUACUCGUCCGGAUAUUUCAUUUGCUGUUAGUGUGGUAAGUCAAUUUAUGAGCUCUCCUCGUACUACUCAUUGGCAAGCUGCACUACAAAUUGUUCGAUAUUUAAAGGGAGCUCCAGGUCAAGGACUUGUGUUUCAUAAUCGGGGUCAUCUUCAUAUAUCUGGUUAUUCUAAUCCAGAGUCCUUGGAGGUGAUAGGAUAUUCUGAUGUAGAUUGGGCUGGUUGCCCUAUGGAUCGCAGAUCUACUUCGGGAUAUUGCGUAUUUCUUGGUGGUAAUCUUGUGUCAUGGAAAAGUAAGAAGCAGUCUAUUAUUUCUCGAUCAAGUGCAGAGGCUGAGUAUCGUGCUAUGGCUAAUGUUACGGGUGAACUCCAAUGGGUUCGUAUGUUUUUAGGCGAGAUUGGAUUGCCUAUGAUCGGAUCAUCUACUCUCUGUUGUGAUAAUCUAUCAGCCAUUCAUAUUGCUAGCAAUCCAGUGUUUCACGAGCGAACAAAGCAUAUAGAGGUGAAUUGUCAUUUUGUUCGUGAAAAGGUGAACAGUGGAGACAUACGAUUGGUGCAUACACGUUACGAAGAGCAACUAGCAGACAUUUUCACAAAGCCUCUUCGAUGCGGAAGAGUUUCAUAUAUUUGUCGUAAGUUAGGUCUUUUUGAUAUGUACGCUCCAACUUGA